Molecule: messenger RNA, 1233 nt
Organism: Daldinia loculata
Lineage: Eukaryota; Fungi; Ascomycota; Sordariomycetes; Xylariales; Hypoxylaceae
Product: aldo-keto reductase family 1 member E1
Exons: 4
Coding region: 118-930 (270 amino acids)
Molecular function (GO): oxidoreductase activity
Source: RefSeq, a predicted model, not a curated record
UCUCGCUAGCCAGUAAGGUCAAGGUAAGUGAUGUAUCAUCUUUAUAAAAUGCAAUAUAUCGCAAGCCCCGUCUCACUCAGCUGACGUUGAAUUGGUCAGCUGCCGAAUGGCAAGCUCAUGCCCCAGAUCCAGCUGGGCUUGUACUUGAUGAGCCGCCAGGAAGUCAAAGCAGCCGUGCCGUGGGCGUUGGCUGCAGGCUACCGGGGCUUUGACAGUGCCCAGAUGUACCGCAAUGAAAGGGAAGCCGGGCAAGCUAUCCGGGAAUACCUUUCCGGCUCUAACGGCAGUACGGGGGACCUCACGCGCCUGGACGUAUUUUACACCUCGAAACUAGCUAGCAAUAGCACAUCUUACCAGACCGUGCGCCGGUCUAUACGGCAGUCUGUUGAGGCCUGCGGGCUCGGCUAUAUCGAUCUGUUUCUCCUCCAUAGCCCGUAUGGCGGUCGCGAGGCUCGACUGACGAGUUGGAAGGCCGUUGAGGAUGCGAUCGAUGAGGGGGAGGUCAAGUCGGGUGGAGUCAGCAACUACGGAGUCAGACACAUAGAAGAGCUCAUAGCGUCAAAGCCAAGGAUUGCUCCAACGGUCAACCAAAUCGAGGUACACCCUUUCAACACGCAAACUGAGAUCAGGGCCGCAUGCGCCAAGUACGGAAUCGUCGUCGAGGCCUACGCUCCGCUAGCUCGAGCCAUGCGUAUGAAGCAUCCGACCAUCGUGGAACUAUCAAAUAAGUAUUCGUGCACGCCUGCGCAGCUAAUGAUUCGGUGGUCGCUUCAGCACGGGCUCGUUCCUUUGCCGAAGAGCGCAAAACGCGAGCGUCUGCUUGAAAACGCGCAGGUAGGUGGCUUUGAGAUCUCCGCGGAGGAUAUGGAGACGAUGGACGGACUUGAUGAGAAACUGGUUACGGAUUGGGAUCCUACCGAUGCGCCUUGAAGCAGUGGUAGAACCAUGAGCCAUCGAUGUUGAACUAUAUUUUAUAGGGUAGAUUGGGUUGCACGUUUCUUAUAACUAAAAAUUAAAGGGGGGGUCACUAUCACUUCAUUGUCUAUAUUCACCAAAAUCUUCUCUAAUGGUCACAGACAAACCUGUAUAUAAAGAUCAGAUUGGAACCAAACCAGUAUGUAAAUUCUACAUGUAGUCUCUGAGUAGCUCGACUUUGAGAGAAAUGCCUAUGUCAUACUUUUGCUAGAACUCAGUAGCGAUUGUGAGAAACAGACAGCACAAACCCUAUAGUUG